CAUAGUCAGUUACUCAGUAUACGCGGCUCGGUAAUGCCGUGACCACGUUUCUGUUUAUUAUCAUUUAUAAAAGAUAAAAGUGUUCUAAUUUCAAAACUUCAAAUAAUUCCAUUUUGUGUAUCAUAUUAAAAAAAAGUAAAAAUUACUUUUUAAAUUAAGAAAAAGGAACUAUGUAUAUGGUAAUUUUUUUAUCAUCGAUUGGUGCAGUAGCACUUUGCCGGAUAGUCAUAGAUUCCCUAUGGAGUCCAUUGGAGGAGAUAACAUCUUAUUUAAUGCCCUACUUCUUACCUUCGGAAGUGCAGCCGUUGACAAAAAAGUUUGGUGUUUGGGCAGCCGUAACGGGCAGUUCGGACGGCAUCGGUAAACAGUACGCUUUGGAGCUGGCGCGGCGGGGCUGCAACGUGAUACUCAUCAGUCGGAACCCUGACAAACUGAGGGCGGUCGCUGACCAAAUUGAGAGGGAGCACAAGGUGAAGACAAAAAUAAUAAUCGCUGACUUCAGCCUGGGUGCUGAAGUAUACCCGAAGAUAGAGCAGGAGCUGAAGGAUAUACCUAUAGGAAUAUUAGUGAACAAUGUCGGUAUGAAUUAUGAUUAUCCUAUGCGAUUAUGUGAGCUGCCGUCCUCUAAAAUGUGGGACGUGAUCAAUGUGAACGUGGGCGCCGUGACCGCAAUGUCCAGGAUGGUGUUGCCCGGGAUGGUCAGCAGGGGGCGCGGCGCAGUCGUCAACGUGUCGUCCGGCUCUGAGCUGCAGCCGCUACCGCUGAUGACCGUGUAUGCUGCCACAAAAGCGUACGUCCGCAGCUUCACCCUCGCGCUGCGCGAGGAGUACGCUUCCAAGGGCAUCUACAUCCAGCACCUGUCGCCACUCUUCGUCUCCACGAAGAUCAACUCGUUCUCGCAGCGGCUGAUGGAGGGCAACCUACUCGUGCCUGACGCUGCCACGUUCUCGAGACACGCCGUCGAGACUCUCGGCAAAGUACACAAUACUACGGGAUUCUGGAUCCAUGGUAUACAGUAUUUUUUUAUAAAACUGGCUCCGGAGUGGAUGAGGACGAAGAUCGGUCUGCACAUGAACAAGGGGUUCUGGAGAGAGUACAGGCAGAACCAAGUUAAAUCGAAUUAAUAGGUACAAUGUUAGUCAUAAACUGGCUAUCUUAUUCGUAAAAAUAUCAAAUCUCUCAUAAAAUAAACUUAUUUUAGCUAUUGAUCUGUUUUGUCUCUUUCUUCUACAUUAACUUCCCAAUUUGAAAGAAAGUGACAAAACAGUGCAAUAGUUAAAAGAUGUCUGUAGGAUAUUUUAGUUUUUAUGAAUAAGAUUGUUAGAACGUAGUAGGAAAUGUCUGCGUGUGCGCUGCACCGAAAUAUAACAAAACAAGAAUAUGAUUGUAAAUAUAACGAAAUUUUGCUCCACAAAAAAAAAAUCUUUAUUUCAAACAGUGAAUUAUAAAAUUGAUUAACAACGGUCCCCAUAUGGGUCGAGCCUGUAUCUGGGGAACCUAUUAAAUACCAACUACAAUGGUGAUAAAACCGAUUUAGAUGAAAUCUCUUUUCAAUUCAAAUUAAAAGUAUAUCCUUUCAAACAAAGAAAAAAUAAUUUACCAAAUCGGUUUAUAAUUGACCAAGUUCUGAGGCAAAAGCAUAAAAAAAAACACUCUAAUUGGUAACAUCCUGCUCUCUGACAUCGGUACGACCUUUAUAAUGGGCAUCCUCAGCUGCUGUCAUCCGCAUAACAAUGCACGUCACCUCAGGACAACAUAUCACUAAUAUGCAGUAGGAACAACCUCGAGGAUAGCACAGAGUCCUGCGGGACACCAGCGUUAAUGUCCAUGCUUUCGGAUCAGCAACCAUCAACAGCGGUUUUUAUGCAUCUGCCGGACAAAAAACUGGCGACCCAUUCGCAAAAGUUGUCGGGAAGUCCAUAGUAGGGCAAUUUCGAUAGAAGACCCCGAUGCCGGACCCGGUCAAAGCCUUUGAUUAUUGGCAUAGGUUACAAUAUCAAUGUAACCUAUGUCUAGUUGCGAGUCAUAUAAAACUACUCCCACUUGAAAGUUUUUGUAAAGGACUACGCACGAAUUUAUGAGGUUGAAGUGGCCUUAAAUGUUUUGUUGUGUACUUAUCAUCAUAUCAGCCUCUAACUGUCCACUGCUGAACAUAAGCCUCUCCCUUGAGGGGGUUUGCCAGUAGUUGCCACGCUUGGCAGGCGGAUUGGCAACCUCAAUUAGACUUUGGAGAUGUUUUAAGACGUAUACUGUUGCCUUAAAAUAAUACUUAAAAUAAUAGAGAAUAGAAGAGGCAAAAUGCUGGGCCACCUUAUACGACAUGACGAUUUUUUUAAGAGCAUAGUAGAAGGAAAAAUAGAGGGCAAAAGAGGAAGAGGAAGACCGAGGAAUAACUACAUGGGACAGAUAAAGGGAACACUAGGUGUCACGUCGUAUAGGGAGAUAAAGGAUAUGGCCUGGGAUAGAGCUGGCUGGAAGAAGAUGCAUGAAUUAGUUGCACCGACAAGAGGAAACUCUUAAAUGAAAAAAAAAAACUGUUGCCUAUCUUCGCCCUCCCUUAGUCACCUAUUACGACGCUGCGGGAAAGGAGAGGGUGGCCUAUUCUAUGCCGGGACCACACGGCAGUUAUGUACUUAUAAAGUAGGUAAAUAAAUAACAAUAAAUAAAUACACUACCAGCGAGUGUAGCGGUUUCAGGAAAUAAUACUCGUAUUGGAAAUGGAAGGAAGGAAUGCGGUGAAGGUGGUGGUAUACAUUCUAGUAGAAAAAAAAAACAAUAACAAAUGGAGUAGUUGAAUUAAUAUUAAUUAAAUUUGGAUAGUCGACUAUUGUCUAUGUGGUGACCGUAGACUCAAUUUGUCAUUUUUUUUUUAUUAUAAUCAGUAUUUAAAAGUGCCAAGUGCGGUACGUUCAGAAAUUAGAAAUGGCCAUAUCUUUUAUGGGUCGAUCUUUUGAUACAUUUUGACUGACAAUUUAGCGAAUUAAUUUAAAUAAAUCUACUGAUUAGUUGAAUGUAAACGAAGUCCCAUACUCACCUAAGUCUGCUCAAUGUCUGAAAGGUAAUAAUAAAGUCUGUAAGAUCAAUUAAUGGUACCGAAUGAGAUUUCUUUUGAGUUCCGUACCAAAUAUUAGAAAGCGACCUCUAUGCUUGUUAAUGAAUUUUAUAUGCAAGUUGAGAUAUUGUGGAAACGGAUUCAAUAGUUAAUGUUUUAUUAAGUUUUAUUUUUGUAUAUAAAUAAAUAUUAUUAUUUUCUU
Messenger RNA from Galleria mellonella (greater wax moth), 3254 nucleotides. RefSeq names its product inactive hydroxysteroid dehydrogenase-like protein 1. Gene Ontology annotation, molecular function: oxidoreductase activity. NCBI's taxonomy places the organism in Eukaryota, Metazoa, Arthropoda, Insecta, Lepidoptera, Pyralidae. The transcript has 6 exons. The record is from RefSeq and is a predicted model, not a curated record. Bases 171 to 1124 code for a protein of 317 amino acids. Gene Ontology annotation, cellular component: endoplasmic reticulum.